Messenger RNA from [Candida] anglica, 3045 nucleotides. NCBI's taxonomy places the organism in Eukaryota, Fungi, Ascomycota, Pichiomycetes, Serinales, Debaryomycetaceae. The record is from the annotation of a GenBank genome assembly.
UAUUCAAGCGAUUCUCUAAUAGAGUGGAUGAUAUUGAUAGAUAAAUACAAAUUACUGGUAUCAAAGAAUAGUUUUAUUGACAAAGGGGGCCUAAUUAUUAUUGCCGUGACUACUUUUGGAAUUUCAUUUGAAACAGUCGCAAAAUAAAAAUUCCAAAUUAAAAUACUUAGAACUAGAAUUAAAGUUAGUAUAAGAAUUUAAUAUAAAUUCCCUAUACUUCUAUACAAUUAUAAAGAAAUUUAUACUUUCUCCUCCGGAAAUAGAAACGGACCCCCACAUUUACACCCAAACUUUGAUUGAUCGUUCCUCCACGUCAACUAUCUGCAGUCCCGGGAAUACGCAUUCCCCUUUUCCAAGACUUCUUAUUUUAUUUUUUUUUUUUUUCUGGCUUUGUUAUCACCAGUAAAUUAAUUAACAAACAAACCAACAAGUAUACUUUAGAAAGAGACUAUGAAAAACAUUCUCGGCAGAUCCAAGAAACUGGACGGUCUGAAAGGUGAGAAUCGGCGCUCAGAGGUGAGGACCAGUCUCAGUUCAGCGGACCUUGAACCAGUAGUUUCCUCGACCAAGAGCACACACACAACUGAAUCUCAAGACUCUAUUCGUGACCUUCACCCGAUGUUUGCUGGGAAUACUGAAGAUGAAAAAGUCCCAUCGAGCUCUGUUUCGUUUAGUGGUGAUACUUCAGGAGGGACUUCAAAACAUCAUUCUUCGUUUACAAACGAUCCAAAUCUUAACUUGAAUCCUUGUAUUCUGAAUCCAACCACAACCGCUGGAGUAUCUACUACCACGUCUAUGUUUACCAAGGACUCGGAAUUUCUUGGGAAAUCUAUAUUUUCUCGCUCGGGGAAGUCCUUUUCUACCAAGCAAUCAUCAUAUUUCUCCCGAGGCUCAGAUAAGAAGGAACAACAAUACCCUUCGAAUGAAGGACAAAUGCUUCAAGUGUUAGAUAUCCCGGAGUCUUCCAACGAAAAUAGACCGGCAAGAGAUGUGAUUUCAGACAAGAUCCAUGGACUUCACGUGGAUAUCUCAUAUGUAUUAAAUCAGUAUAACAACAGUGUGGUAAAUCUUUCCACUGCAGUAAUCAAUACUAUCGAUUGUCUCAAAACAUUUGUGACGUUUGUCCAAACUAAUUAUGUUGGUGAUGAACACUGGUGGUACUUCACUACCUAUAAUAACGUUCACUUACGGAAGUUGAUGAAGAUUUAUUUGAAUAUGUAUGAUAAUUUGUUAAAAGAUGAAGUUUAUAUCAAAUUGAAAUUACUUUUGGUCAAGAACUUUAGUGACUUCGCUUCAACCCUUACCAAAUCAUCAAGAAGUGAAACAUCCACAUCAAAAGGACAUAGGAAGAAUGCCAGUAGUGGAGGGUUGCCCACUUCCAUAUCAAAGCCCCAAAACUAUGCCAUUGGGGUUAAUACUGGUGAAACUCUCCCCAAUGAAGAAGUGCUUACCAAUAUCAUGAAUAAAAUAGCCAACACUUCACUCCCAAUUAAAGAACAAAAUGGUUCGUUUAUUGCUCCAAUCACUCGUGGUAUCAGUAAGGAAUUGAAUAUUUUAUGUUUAUACUUUGGAUACCCAAACCCAACUGAUUAUCAUUUACAAUUGAUUCAGAGAUUACAUGAAUUAUAUGAUGAGAUUCAUUUUAUUAGCAUGCAAAAUAAAAUUGAAUUGGCAUCUGCUUCUGUACAACUGAAACCUGAAUAUGGGAAUACUUCUAUUCUUCAGAAUAAUCCUCCACAACAACGGUAUAAAUUUAAGUUACCCUUUAGAAUCCCUUCAGAUGUGUCGAACCCACCAAUGUCACUUUCUGUUUCAGUGGAGAAUUCGCUUAGAACCUCAGGGACAAUGGGGGGUUAUAUAUAUCCAAUGAUCGAUUUGGUUAAACAACCACAUUUGGUGUCAUAUACCACAUCCAAAUUCGCUAUUACAUGUGGACAUGUUUGUCUUGAUAAUACCAAUAAUAAUUCCAAUACCGAUUAUGCACAUGUUUCUUCUCCGCUGUCAGUGUUAAUUUCAUUAUAUAAAAAGGCAUUGAUUAGACAAUAUCAGAAAUUUACUGAAGACGGGAAUGAAUAUGAUAUGGCACAAGCGGAAUCCAAGGCUGCAUAUGGUGCAGUAUUGAAUCAAUUAAGUGAAAUUUUCCCAGUGAAAAGUGUAAAAUCUGCUGACGGGAAAGGUCAAGAAAUGAAGAACUUACCAAUCCAUAGAUUUGGUCAAAUUAUUUGGGGUGAAAGAACUUUGAUUAAAGUACCGAAAGAAGACGAUGAAGACGAUAAACGAUUAUCAGACUUGUCAAUUAUCAAGGUGAAUAAGGUUCUUAAAUGUGAUCAAAACUUUUUGGGUGAUGAUAUAGCAUUCAAUGAGUUUGACCCAGCAUUGAUGUUCGAUAAUCUCUAUGUUAGAGCCGUGAUUGAUCUUGAUAGGCAUGCUUCAGAUAUGGACCUUUCGCAAGUGGAUUCCACAUCAUCGGUCAAUAUCAAUAACCAUGGACUUCCAGUGUUUAAGUAUGGUUCUACUACAAAGUAUACAAGGGGUUCAUUGAAUGGUAUCAAGUUGGUGUAUUGGUUAGAUGGUGCAAUCCACUCGUCUGAGUUUGUAGUAAACUCUCUUGAAAACAAUUCUGCUUUUGCCGCAGGCGGUGAUAGUGGAGCAUGGAUUUUGGCUAAACUUGAAGAUUGUUCCACCGUUCGUGAAUCUAAAGGUUUGGGUGUGGUUGGAAUGUUACAUUCAUAUGAUGGUGAAUAUAAACAAUUUGGUUUAUACUCGCCUAUGACAGAAAUACUAGAGCGUUUGGAAGAGGUUACUAGUAUAAAGUGGGGAGUUGUUGGGGUACCACAAAAGGAUACUGACAAAAAUAAUGCAGUGGAUGACGAUUCUGAAGAUGAAUCCCGUAACAGUAGUUAUGAUGAUUCUUCAGAUGAAGAUACUAGCUCUUUUGAAGGAAUGGAGGACGCAUUACCUCCUGAAAUCGAUUAGUGAUAUUUUAAUAUUAAGAUUCAUUCUUGUGAUUUAUUAUGCAAAUAAUUUUGUAGUCUAUUUCUCUAU